Amaranthus tricolor (Joseph's coat) is the source of this 1815-nucleotide messenger RNA. RefSeq names its product protein CLT2, chloroplastic. The record is from RefSeq and is a predicted model, not a curated record. Lineage: Eukaryota; Viridiplantae; Streptophyta; Magnoliopsida; Caryophyllales; Amaranthaceae. Bases 156 to 1466 code for a protein of 436 amino acids. The transcript is spliced from 10 exons.
UUCUAUGGUAUUCUUUUCUGCUCAUCAACUUUAUUAGUCUUGUUUAUAAAUUUUCUCCCACCAAAUUCCUUUGCCACUAAAAUUAUCAUUCAACGGAGAGAGUAUGUCUCACAUAAUUUAACCCUUCUUUGGGUUCUUCCUCACUUCAAUCAUCAAUGGCAUCACAGUUAAACUUAUUCCGUCACUCUAAACUCUCAUCCUCUUCAUUACUUCCCGCUUCUCCAAAUGUCUCAUCCGUUUACUCAAUUCCUAACUCUGUUUUCUGUCUCCUACAAAACCACUUUUCCCCCAUCAAAACUCAACAUAAUCUCCUCAGAGAUCGUCUUACAAUCAAACCCAUUUCUACUUCAUUUUCUAAUACUCUCUUGAAAUUUAAUUUUAGAGUAAGUGCUUCAAGUAAUCCAGUUCCCGCUUCGUCCAAGACCAAGAGUAGCACAAAAUCAAUUCUUUUUUGGUCAACGAUAACUGCUGUUUUAGCUGUUGCUAACAGAGUUUUUUACAAGCUUGCUCUUGUCCCUCUCCAAGAUUACCCCUUUUUCUUGGCUCAAUUCAUCACUUUUGGAUAUGUAGCUAUUUACUUUGCUAUAUUGUUCAUACGACACCGUAUAGGGAUAGUGACCAAUGAGAUGCUAGCUAUUCCAAAAUUGCGUUUUGUUAUUAUUGGUCUUCUUGAAGCGCUUGGUCUUGCUGCUGGCAUGGCAUCUGCAGCCAUGAUUCCUGGCCCAGUGAUCCCAAUAUUGCAUCAGACUUUUUUGGUGUGGCAACUGUUACUCUCAUUUAUCAUCCUGGGUAGGCGUUAUUCAUAUAAGCAAAUAGUCGCCUGCUUACUUGUAGCUGUUGGUGUCGUCAUUGCAGUUUCGAGUCAGUCUGGUGGUCACCCAGUCCUUUCUGGAAUUCCAUUUGUGUGGCCUGCUUUGAUGAUUGCUUCAGGUGCUUUCCAUGCUGCAGCGUCUAUUGUGAAGGAAUUUGUCUUUGUUGAUGCAGCGGCUUGUCUCAAGGAUAAGUCUCUUGAUAUAUUUGUAGUCAACUCCUUUGGGUCUGGCUGUCAGGCUCUUUUUGUUCUUGGUCUGCUCCCGUUGUUAUCAAACAUGAAAGGUAUACCAUUUGAUCAACUGCCUCAGUAUUUAAAGAGUGGAGCAGGAUGCUUUUUGAACAUUGCAGCUGAUAACACAGGUUGUGAUGGAGCUCCGCUGCUGCCGCUUCUAUAUGUGGCCAGCAACAUAGCAUUCAACAUAUCAGUCCUCAAUUUACUGAAAAUGUCAAGUGCCGUUGUAUCUUCACUCGUUACUAUGGUGUCAGUGCCAAUUUCUAUUUAUAUUCUUUCCCUUCCACUGCCAUACCUACCUGAAAGCUCAAGCUUGGGGUUUUACUUCAUACUUGGAAGCGUGAUUCUGAUGUCAGGACUUGUGCUUUACAACUUACCUCAGUUUUCUUCCAAGGUUGUCGAUAGUACAGGAGAAUCUUAGUCUUAUGAAAGACUGCAGAGUUGUAAAGAUCUUCGUCCAAGGUUCGUAUAUUACCAACAUUCUUUACUACCACACACACAAUGGAUAUUUAGUAUGCUGUGGAAUGAGUCGACUCAUGAUGGAAGACUGUAUUAGAAAACUUUUUGGGGCAUCACCUGAACGCAAAGCUGGAUUUUACUUGCCCAGCUCCUGCAAGUGACCUUACUAAAUUUGUUUUAGAAAAUGUUUGGAUUAGGUACUAGAGGACCAAGGAAGCAUGGAAAGAAACUUCUUUGCACUCAAUAAUCAACUGUACUACAUUACUUUUGCGAGUACAAUUGUAUAUUCUUUAAUAUAUAUAUAUAUAUAU